Molecule: messenger RNA, 441 nt
Organism: Juglans regia (Persian walnut)
Lineage: Eukaryota; Viridiplantae; Streptophyta; Magnoliopsida; Fagales; Juglandaceae
Exons: 2
Coding region: 65-427 (120 amino acids)
Source: RefSeq, a predicted model, not a curated record
UCAUUGGUACGUAAACCAUCUUCUAGCAGAUCUAAGAGGCUGUAGCCUGCAGACAGAUUGAUUCAUGACCAUGAAGACCUUACUUCUACUCUUUGUUGCAUUCCUCCUGAUCUUAGCAACUCUGCAGACCAAUGCAGAAACUCAUGCACUGACAGUGCAGGCCAAUUACCGUCUGCUCUCAAGGACUGAAUCCACCCCUGGUCGAAAGCUUAACGCUGGUGCUAGUCAUGACAGUGUCAACAACGACGUCGUUUCUGCAAGCGCGGAGACUACGACAGCGGUCGCCAACAGUGAUACGGCCGAUACAGAUGAUCACGAGGCGAACCCAAGCUAUCGCGGAAACAUCAAUGGAACUAAUUCUCCUUCAUCCAGUACUGAUACUCACCGUUAUUAUUCAGAUGAUCGCAAACCCCCGGCCAGAAGCUAAUUAUCGAACCAGGA